GAAUGAAGAAGGGGAGGAACAUCUGCGGAAGAGAAACCUGCAGCUGCCUUUUACCUUUGCCACGGGGGAAGCAGUCCUGUACGGGAACGACCUUCCUGAGUUCCUGGACUCUUUCCAGGCUAAGGAGGAGCUGCAGACGCAAGCAAACUCCCACUCGAAGCAGCGCUCGGUAGACCCCAACUCUCUUCUUGGAGCCAUGAUGAAGCAGGAUGCAUCCAUAUACAUCUCCCGUGCUGAUAACAUGCCUCAGUUCUCCUUCUCAGAUCUCAUUGCUGAGCCCGAUGGACCAAGCCAGAAUGAGGAAGUUGGUGAUGCCAAGGAGGACAGCGACCCCCUCCUGGUCGUUAUCGAAACCCUCUUUGAGAAGAGCGAGGUGGAUGGAAACAUCCGCCAGACCCUCCAGAGCCUCAACGUGGACAGUGCAGAGCUGCAGUGGUGGGAGGAGGCUCUGCUCAGCUUGGGUGCAGAGCAGGAGCCGCCAGCUCAGGAGGUUGGUGAGAGGUUAGGCACCGAGGUGACCUCCUAUGUGGAGCAGAUCCUCCUCAGGGAGGACGCUGGGAAUUACUUCCCACACUGCAGCGCAUCGCCCUGCAAUGAGGAAAACAGUGCUGUGGCUCAUUUCCAGCACUGCUGGGCAACUAAUUCAGCAUUUCAAGCCCCACCACAGCCCCAGGCACAUGGUGCACAAGGCCAAGAUGCUGUGGUCUCUCUCGUCUCCGUUACAUCUGAGGUCCACUCUGCUCAACCAGAACAGCAGGUCCCAUUCAACCCAGCUGGGCUGGUGGCGGGUACUGUUCUGGAUGUGCCAGGCUCCAGCAGCAAGCCCUCUGUAGCACUUCAGCUGGCAAACCUGGGACAAGUGCUUCAAACAGAAGUUACCACCUCUGCUCCUGUAGAUAACACUAUUCCUGAUGAUCAGAGCCAGCCCGGCUGCGAGCCAGUGGGCUCAAGCUGCCCACCUCCGCUGCGCUCAAACACACUAGUGACUCGGUGGCACGACGUCCCGGUCCAGGCAGACCCAGCCAGUUGCCCAUCGGGGGCUUGGAUGGCCACAGCUCCAAAACAGCUGGAACCAGCAGGAACACACUUGGAGUCACAAACUCUGCUGGCCGGCAGCCCUGGGAGGCCCCCGGGGGCCGGGCUGUGGUUGCUGCCCUCCCAAACCACUCCUUGCCCUGCCCGGGCCUUGCAUGUGUCCUUGUUCUCCGUGGCUGGGGACCUCUGCGAUGAGGAGGCCGCUCUCCCUGCACGUGCACCAGCGCCCUUAGGAGUCAGCCCGCUGCCAGGGGAUGGUGUCGUCCCCAAACAGCCCCCGAUACUCCCCACGGAGCCCAGCUUUUCUUGGGAGGGGGAGCCGCACAAGUGGUUCAUGCAGCACCAGCCAUGGCUCCUGCAGGCUGGGGCAGCUCCUCACAGAUGUGGUGGGGCAGGUCCGGCACAACACAGCGGACUCCUGUUGGGGUCCAGCACGGGUCCCAGCACCCACCAGGUGGAUCACGUGUUGCUGCCUGAGCUCCAGUACAGAAAUAACCUUUUUGGACAUGAGAGCGGCUUUUUUAGGGAUGCCUCUAAAAUAUCCCUUCCCCAGCAGCUGGGUGCUUUGCCUUGCCCCAGUGAGAGCCACACUGGAGCGUCGCCUUCCUCACCAGGCUCUGUUUUGAGGUGCUCAGCAACUCUCCCUGCGAAGGUGGGUACAGGAGCACCCCCCUCCUCUGAGCAGGGCUCAGGCUUCCCACCAGCAUCGUUUGUGGGUGGGCAGCCGCUCUGUGCCUGCGAGGUCCAGCUGAAGGUGCGGUGUGAGGGCUGCAGGACCUGA
Messenger RNA from Phaethon lepturus (White-tailed tropicbird), 1816 nucleotides. RefSeq lists its product as uncharacterized. The record is from RefSeq and is a predicted model, not a curated record. NCBI's taxonomy places the organism in Eukaryota, Metazoa, Chordata, Aves, Phaethontiformes, Phaethontidae. The annotation marks the transcript as partial. The transcript is spliced from 3 exons.